Messenger RNA from Paramisgurnus dabryanus, 6589 nucleotides. RefSeq names its product Rap guanine nucleotide exchange factor (GEF) 1b (gene rapgef1b). The record is from RefSeq and is a predicted model, not a curated record. Gene Ontology annotation, molecular function: guanyl-nucleotide exchange factor activity. Gene Ontology annotation, biological process: Ras protein signal transduction. Gene Ontology annotation, cellular component: plasma membrane. NCBI's taxonomy places the organism in Eukaryota, Metazoa, Chordata, Actinopteri, Cypriniformes, Cobitidae.
GUCCAUUUGACUGCACGUUCUGAUUCCAGCCAGUGGGUGUCGCUGUGUCGCACGACGAUCCCAGUGGAUCCAGUGGACGGGAUCGCGCUGUUGUGGCAGUCAGAUACACACACGCGCGCGCACACCAGCAAAAGCUUUCACUGUCUGUCCAGCGUGUUCAUGUGAACGGAUUGUUGCGCUUUUCCCUGGAUCUAGAAAACCACACGGGCUCGAUACAUCACAAUGCGUGGCUGAGGAGAACCAUUCAGGAUUCUGGUUUAAAAUUCCCCGUUUUCCUCCCUUGACCGCGCAAACUGAGGAUCCGGCCAGCGCGGCGAUCAUGUCGGGGAAAAUAGAAAGCAAGCACGAGUCUCAGAAGUCUCACCUCUCCUCUUUCACUAUGAAACUCAUGAAAUUUCAUUCUCCGAAAAAUAAACGAACUCCAUCAAAGAAAGGCAAACAGCCACCGCCAGAGCUCAUCGUAACAACACCAGAGAAACCCGUCAACAAGAAGGUGAGCCGAUUGGAGGAACAGGAGAAAGAGGUGGUGAGCGCUCUGCGGUAUUUCAAGACGAUCGUGGACAAGAUGAGCGUGGACACCAAAGUUUUACAGAUGCUUCCCGGAUCAGCCAGUAAAGUCCUGGAGGCCAUACUGCCGCUGAUGCAGGGAGAAGCUCGGGUUCAACACAGCUCGGUGUUGUCUUCCUGUCAUAACCGUGUGUGUCAGAGUUUGGCUAAUCUCAUUCGCUGGUCGGAUCAGGUGAUGCUGGAAGGUAUCGACCUUGACGACAAGGAAACUGUGACAACCGUUACCACGGUGAUCAAAGCUGUGCUGGAUGGUGUUAAGGAGCUGGUGAAACUCACUAUAGAGAAACAAGAGCAACCAUCCCCGACGUCCCCUAGCAAACCAGCGCCCCCUGUGACCAUAACAGACAGUGUUUGUGAAAAUCCCUUAACCGAACGAGAGAAGGCAAUCCUGAGUAAGACCACGCCCAUAGUCACGCCCACAGACAGCUUGACUGACAUGUCAGAGGAGGAGGUGGCUCCGCCCAAGCCACCUCUACCAGGGCAGAAACUGGCAGAACACAGGACCAGGAUGCAGAUGUGCACCGAUCCUGUUGCCGGGCAGCGGAGAGCCACAGCGAUGGAAAUCCCGCCCGCUCUGCCACCGAAGAGGCGACAGUCUGCCGCCUCACCCACUCGUGUUGCCGUGGUAGCGCCAAUGAGUCGAAUCCCACGUGGUAACAGUCUGACUCCUGGAUCUCGCCGACAGCAGCAGGAGUUUGAUGUCGAUCUUCUCCAGAGACGUUUCUCCGGUGGCAGUCAGUCGUACGGAGGAGAUUCUCCUCGUCUCUCUCCCUGUAACAGUAUGGGAAAACUGAGCAAGUCAGACGAACAGCUUUCUUCUCUGGAGCGAGACAGCGGGCAGUGUUCGCGAAACACUAGCUGUGAAACACUCGAGGGAUACGAUCCCGAUUACGACUUCCUGAAUCAGGAUCUGUCCGUUUCCGAUCCCUUACCGUUUCCCACGGGUCCAUGCAGCAGUCUGAGCCCCCUCCCAGAAUGCUACGGAGAAUCCCAGUCGCUAAGCCCCGGCCAAUGCCCAACCCAUCCCCGGUUUAGUGCUCCCGUGACCAGUCAUUCUUCCCUGGACUACUGUACUCCGCCCCUCACGCCAGGACCCAACAAUAGCACGCUCCCCCCCGCCCUCCCGCAGAAAAAGCGCAGAUCUGUGCCAAUCAUAUCGCCCUAUCCUCUGUACGAGCGCCUUCCUUCACACUACGACAACCUAUCGGAAGAGGAUCAGUCGACGCCGCCCUUCCCCGUGUUGACGCCGGUCUCCCCCUUACCGCAGGUCAACGGCAGGGACGACCUCUCGCAGGGUACCGACCCCGAGAGCCCACCACCAUUACCAGAGAAGAAGGGCAAACAAAUCCUGCAGUACAUGCAGUUUGUUGAGGAUUACUCCGAACCACAGCCGUCUGUGUUUUAUCAGAUGCCUCAGAACGAGAGUAUUUACGAGCAGCGGAGGAAUAAGCGAUUUCAGGAGGUUUACGGCUCAAAUGAUUCUUACAGCAGUUCGGAUUCUGUUCACGAGCCCGUGCCACCGCCCGCCCUGCCGCCCAAACAGAGACAGCUGGCUUCCCACACCUCUCCUUCUUCUUUAUCAUCAUCAUCAUCAGCUUCUUUUUCUCCCCUUCCCCUUCCUGUUGGCCUUCAGGAGGAGGCGGAGCCUGCUCUUGGUCUCAGCCUAUCAGUUUCUAAUUCUUUCCUCAGUGGCCACACCUCUUUGACCACACCUGUGAGUUCUGACCUGGUUGGCUUGACCAAUGCCAGCAGAGCUCUUGAUGGUGGUGGUGUCUCUAACGGGUCCUUGACCAGUUCUCUGGUUUCUCUGGCCGUCUGUCUUCCUUCCGAGUCGUCUCUCUCUGACUCUCUUCUUACCUCGGCGAGUGAAAGUGUUGAUGAAUGUGGAGAAGGGGAGUACGUGAACCUAUACGCAUCCACGCAGGCAAACGGUGACAACACGCAUCAAACUGACACCUUAACAUGUGAUGAUGGGCUUCAUGACCACGCCCCUCACAUACCCUCAUCCAAUAGCAAAGAGGCGUUGUCUAAGGACAGAUUGAAGGAAUCCAGUCAUGGACAGAUCAUAGAGGAUAUUGAUGAACUGUCUCUCAUUGAUCACAGCGAGAUUAUGAGCCUAAUAACACUCAAAGCAGAGAAUGAUGACGGUCCAGAUGUAAGAGCCGGAUCUGGUGAUAUACUUUUAGUUCACGCUACAGAAACGGAUCGCAAAGAUUUGGUGUUGUACUGUGAGGCUUUUCUCACCACAUACCGAACCUUCAUAUCACCUGAGGACCUCAUCAAAAAAUUACACUACAGGUAUACUCGAUUCUGUCACAGUCCAGACACCUUUAAGAAACGUGUCAGUAAAAACACAUUCUUCGUGCUGGUGAGAGUUGUGGAUGAACUCUGUCUGGUGGAGUUGACCGAGGACAUUCUCAGACAGUUGAUGGAUCUGGUGUUUCGUCUGGUCUGUAACGGAGAACUGAGUCUGGCCCGGGUUCUGCGGAAGAACAUUCUGGAUAAAGUGGAACAGAAGAAACUCCUGCGACACAUACACGCGCUCAAACCUCUCGCCGCACGAGGCGUCUCAGCCAGGCCCGGCACGCUGCAUGAUUUCCGCAGUCAUGAGGUCGCUGAUCAGCUGACACUGCUGGACGCAGAACUUUUCUAUAAAAUUGAGAUUCCUGAGGUGUUGCUUUGGGCAAAGGAACAGAAUGAAGAAAAGAGUCCAAAUCUGACCCAGUUCACCGAGCACUUUAACAACAUGAGCUACUGGGUGCGCUCUAUCAUUAUUCAACAGGAGAAAGCUCAAGACAGAGAGAAACUGCUGCUCAAAUUCAUUAAGAUCAUGAAGCACCUGCGGAAACUAAACAACUUCAACUCUUAUUUGGCGAUUCUCUCUGCGCUGGACUCUGCACCAAUCAGACGGCUGGAAUGGCAGAAACAAACAUCUGAGGGCUUGGAAGAGUACUGCACUUUGAUUGACAGCUCCUCAUCUUUCCGGGCGUACAGAGCAGCGCUAGCUGAAGUUGAACCUCCGUGUAUUCCCUACCUGGGAUUGAUUUUACAAGACCUGACGUUUGUUCACCUUGGAAACCCGGAUUUUAUUGACGGGAAAGUGAAUUUCUCCAAGCGCUGGCAACAGUUUAACAUUCUGGACAGCAUGAGACGCUUCCAGCAAGUACACUACGAACUGAAACGGAACGAAGACAUCGUCUGUUUCUUCAACGACUUUAGCGAUCACCUUGCGGAGGAGGCGUUAUGGGAACUUUCGCUUAAGAUCAAACCACGAAACAUCUCCCGGCGCAGAACCGAACGAGAGGAGAAGACCUAGAACCUCAUAUCGUUAACCUCAGUGACAAUUUAUGGUGAGACCCGAACCACCUGCAGAACCUUGGGAACCCAUGCUAGCUCUUUUCUGAUUAUGAAACUGACUGAACCAGUAAUGGCUCCGAUUUGCACCGAUAAACUGCAAGACCCAGCAGUAUUUUUUAGCCCAGUAUAAAUAAAUAAAUAAACGCUUACAGACACACACGUACACACUAGCACACAUAAAGCGCUCAAGAGGACUCAAACGCUUAAUCCUUGUGCGCGUGCAUGUGUACUUAACACUCAAAGAGGGCUCGGUUCAUUUAAUAAUAAUAAUAAUACACUGUGCCUGUUGGAGUGAGUACAUUUUUGUUUGUCCUGUCCGGACGUUUCCAUUUGGCCUUCCAAAGGGCAGUCGCUUUUUCCGACUCGACGGCUGAGUUUAACGUCACCAGUUUCAACAUGCGUUUGUUUGGAGCUGUGCAACCUGCAAAUAACCUUCAGACCGGACGACUGGGACGUGGACGUACAACUGUGCAAUCUCUCAGAUUGAUAUGAAAUAUUCACUUAUCUGUUGAAUUAAAAUGAAUUUGACAGAUAGUGAGUAAUGGACUGUAUGGAAUAUAAUAAUUAAAAAAAGAUGGAUGAGAUUCAGACUGGCAUUACUAUUGUUUUGUGUGUGUGACCAUGUGCGACACUCAUAACUGUUUACUGUCACUGUGCCCUGUCUGUGUAAAUCCCCAGAACUUGUCUGGGUCAUAUUUUACCCUAAAAUAUAAAAUAAACAAAUAUUUUUCUAGCAGUAAGAUUUAUUUAAUUAUGACUGUAAUGUCAAACACAUUUUCCCCCUUACAAUAACAUAUUGUAAUGUAAAAAUCGUAUGUAUGUUACUAUAAUGCAAAAAGAGAGAUUUAUUUAAAUGUGCAUUAUAAAUAAGAGAAUACACUGCAAAAAAUGAUUUUCAAGAAAAAAAUGUCUUAGUAUUUUUGUCUUGUUUUCAGUAAAAAUAUCUAAAAAUUCUUAAAUUAAGAAGCUUUUUCUUGAUGACCAAAACGACACAAGAAAAUAAGUCUAGUUUUUAGACCAAAAAUGUCAAAUGUAAGUAAUUUUGUGCAUAAAACAAGCAAAGAAAUCUGCAGCAAAAAAUCUUGAACAUUUUUUUUAAACACUAAAUUCAAGAACAAUUUGUUUACCCCAUUGGCAGAUUUUUUGCUUGUUUUAUGCACAAAAUCACUUAAAUUUGAUAUUUUUGGUCUAAAAACUAGACUUAUUUUCUGGGGUCAUUUUGCUCAUCAAGAAAAAGCAUCUUUAUUUAAGAAUUUUUAGAUAUUUUUACUGAAAACAAGACAAAAAUACUGAGAAACCUUUCUAACUUUGUCUUGGUUUCAGUAGAAAUAUAAAAAAAAAAUCAAGAUAUAUUUUCUUGAUGAGCAAAAUGACCUAAGAAAAUAAGUAAAUUUUUAAGACAAAAAAUAUACAAUUUAAGUUCUUAAAACAAGCAAAAAUAUCUGCCAAUGGGGAACUUGAAAUAAGAUUUCUUUUUCCUUAAAUACUUAAUUCAAGCAAAAUUUUCUCACCCAAUUGGCAGAAAUUUUUGCUUGUUUUAGGCACAAAUUCGCUAAAAUUUUGUAUUUUUGGUCUAAAAACUUGACUUAUUUUUUAGUUAAUUUUGCUCAUCAAGAAAAUGCAUCUUAAUUUAAGAAUAUUUAGAUAUUUUUACAAAAAUACUAAGUACACUGCAAAAAGAUUUUCAAGAAAACAUUUUCUUAGUAUUUUUGUCUUGUUUUCAGUAGAAAUAUCUAAAAAUUCUUAAAUUAAGAUGCUUUUUCUUGAUGACGAAAACAACCUAAGAAAAUAAGUCUAGUUUUUAGACAAAAAAUAUCAAAUUUAAGUGAUUUUGUGCAUAAAACAAGCAAAAAAUCUGCCAAAGGGGUAAGCUAAAUUUUUUGAUUUUUUCUUGAAUUUAGUGUUAUUUUUUUGCUUGUUUUAUGCACAAAAUCACUUAAAAUUGAUAUUUUUGGUCUAAAAACUAGACUUAUUUUCUUGGGUCGUUUUGCUCAUCAAGAAAAAGCAUCUAAAUGUAAGAAUUUUUAGAUAUUUCUACUGAAAACGACAAAAAUACUAAGAAUUUUUUUCUUGAUGACCAUUUUUUGCAGUGUAAGAAAGUACUUUUUUGCUGUGCAGUGUCCGAUCUAAUGAAUGAUCUUCAAAUUAGGCUGUUAUGAAUGAAAUAGGAUAGGGUUCAAAUGUUAAACAUUUUUUAGGGCGAAUAUAAGAUAUUUUGUGGUGAAAUAUGACCUGGACAUGAGUUCGAUGUUUUCCCGCAGCCGAUUAUAAUGUCAAUGCCCGGAGCUCAGUGUGUAUGUUUCAUGUUUAUUUGGGAUGUGUAUGAUAUGUACUGUAUAAAUGUAUGUAUAGAAGUUAUGUAUAAUCUCUGAUCAUAUAGAGGGCAGUUAUGAGGAAAUAUAUUUUCAAACCAAAUAAAUCAUGCACUAAAAUAUCUAACAUAAUAAAGCAAAAAACACAAGGACUGAAUAUGCUGUGAUCUCAGAGAGAGAGAGAGAAAGUUUGUGUGUUUUCUACUGGGAGUUGGAAAGCAAAGUUUGUUUUCUUCAAUGUGCGCGUGUGUUUGUGUGUGAUGUUGAUGUUUAUCAUCUCUUGGGAUUUUUUUUCCUGUUACACCUAUAAUGUCCUGUAUAUUCAACCUCCAAUAAAACUGCUCUCUUUGUAA